CCCUGUCACGAAUUCGGUUUGGUCGAUUGCUUUGCUUUGGGUUUUUGUGUUGUGUCUGUGUGUGUUCUUAUUUUGACAGCUUUCAUGUGCGCGCCGUUUCACUCGGGUGCUCCUCCCUUCACUCAUCAUUCUCACCUGCGCCCGCACCUGAUGAGUUGUCUUCACGUUGGUUACGAUCAGCGAUCUCAUCACCCUGUCUACGCGCAGCGGAGCUCGUCACAGUUGGAAGCUAGCGAGUGUCAGAAAUCAAGCAUCACCGCGCUGUCCAUUCGCCUGUCAGCAACAGCAGAGAUUUUUUCACCCUGUCACCAAGCAGUGGAUACGAUUUUGCAGAGAUAUUUUUCACCCUGUCACCAAGCAGCGGAUACGUUCCUGAUUCAGCAGAGAUUUUUUCACCCUGUCACCAAGCAGUGGAUACGUACACGAUCUUGCAGAGAGAUUUUUCACCCUGUCUUCAAGCAGCGGAUACAUUCACAUCUGAGCUCUCCAGCUAGACUCUUUAUACAUUUUUCACCCUGCUCUUUCAGCAGCGGAUCUCCUCUCUCUCUCUGUUUUGGUGACUCAUUAAACACAUUGCAAUUGGAUCCUUGUCUGUUGUUAUUUCCUGACAGACGGACUCGCCAAAUAUGGAUCCAGCAGAUGUGGAUACGGUACGGAAUGCACUCGCACAACAAGGAGCUUGGCUGGGACAGCAGGAUUCCCAGCUUUCUGCCACCACUCGAGAGGUUGAGGGUCUCACUGCCAGGCUUACAGAAUUAACCACCCAGAUGGAUCGACUGCGGCUGGAGUCUCGCCGUUCUAAUGAAUCAGAACCUCACAUCACUAAUCCUCCCACUUAUGAUGGUGACCCAGGUUCGUGUCGUUCCUUCCUAUCUCAAUGUUCUCUUGUGUUUUCUCUGCAGCCACGAAGAUUCACUGCCGAAAAUACUCGUGUGGCUUUUGUCAUCACUCUUCUUACCGGAAGAGCUAGAGAAUGGGCAACGGCAGUAUGGGACACUCAGUCUCCGUGCUGUCACUCAUUCGAGGACUUUAAGACGGAGAUGAUGAGACUUUUCGAUCGGUCAGCACAGGGGGAGGCGGCUGCAGCCCGGUUGAUUCGGUUGAAGCAAGGUGACCGAACAGUCACGGAUUUCUCUGUGGAGUUUCAGACAUUAUCUACUGCGUGUGGUUGGAACGAUGCGGCUCUACGGGCACAAUUUUUGGAAGGAUUACGAGACGAUAUCCAGGAUGAGAUUACCGUUCACGAGAUUCCUCGCACUUUGGAUUCACUGGUUGAGCUGGCUCUUCGCAUUGAGAGUCGUAUGUUGUAUCGCAGCCAGCGCCAGUCACUUCGUCACCGGGUUUUUUCUGAUGAGACCGUUACUUCUGUUUCUCAUUCUAACCCUGUUAAUCCU
Messenger RNA from Misgurnus anguillicaudatus (oriental weatherfish), 1394 nucleotides. NCBI's taxonomy places the organism in Eukaryota, Metazoa, Chordata, Actinopteri, Cypriniformes, Cobitidae. The record is from RefSeq and is a predicted model, not a curated record.